This is a messenger RNA of Funneliformis geosporum, 2727 nucleotides long. The record is from the annotation of a GenBank genome assembly. Lineage: Eukaryota; Fungi; Glomeromycota; Glomeromycetes; Glomerales; Glomeraceae.
AUGCAUAAAAGCGGAAAAUCUGGAGGUAGUUGUGGAAAAGGUAGCAGCGGUUCAUCCGCAAAAUCUUCGGCAAAUGCUCGCUCGAAUGCUUACAAUACAACCGCCCGAUCUUAUAAUCCAACUGUUCAGAGUAACACGGGUGGAAAAACUUCCAGAUCAAGUCAUAAUGCCGCAGCAAGAAACAAUGACAAUGUUAGGAAUGCUAAUAGUUCGGGUUUUGAUUCUUUUUAUGAAGGAAAGGAUAACACGACACGUGAUGAUGAACUUGUCGAAUUUAAUGAUUUUAAUGAAGGAAUAAACAUGAAUAGCAACAAUAAACUUGAUUUGAAUAUUAGUCGUUUUGACGACCAGGAAGGUUUCGUCGCGAGCGAAACUUACAGUGGUGUUAGUUAUGACCGAGAAGCUUUUGCCAAGAAUGAUCCUUGUACUAGUCCUAGUUAUAAUCAGAAGGAUUUAGGCUCAAAUAAUUCUUCUUGCACCAGUGCUGCUAUAGGUCAUCAUCGUAAAGUUUUGGUUUCGAGUGGUUCUUGUACCAGCGUCGAUAGCAACAUGGAAUCUUUAAUCUCCAGCAAUUCUUGCGGUGACGAUGUGGUAGAACAUUAUAUUUCCUCCUCCAAAGAAAUUUCCAAUCAUAAAAAAUUUCGGAAAUCGCAAAAUCAAAAAUACAAAUGUAAUCAAGAAAAUUGUGGAAAGACAUUAUUUUCAAAAAGUUCCCUUCUAAAACAUCAAAAGUUACAUUUGGGAUUUAAACCAUUUAAAUGCGAUGAAAUUGCUUGUGAAAUGAAAUUUGCCAAUUUAAAAGGGUUAAAAACUCAUCAAAAAAUUCAUACAGGGGAUUGUCAUUAUAAAUGUGACGAAUGUGGAAAAGUUUUCAUGACUCAUAUUCGUUUGCGUCAACAUAUCAAGGUUCAUACCGAAAUACGCCCUUACAAAUGCGAAGAGUCUGGUUGCAUAAAGACUUUUAUUUUGCCCCAUCAAUUAACAGAACAUAUUAGAAUUCAUACGGGCGAACGUCCGUACAAGUGUAAAGAACCUGGGUGUGGAAAGUGUUUUGCGCGAUCAAAUAUGUUGUCGCGUCAUAAAAGGAUCCACACCGGUGAACGUCCCUACAAAUGUAAGGAACCUGGAUGUGGAAAGUGUUUUACUCGAUCAAACAUGUUGUCGCGUCACAAAAGAAUUCAUACGGGAGAACGACCCUACAAGUGUAAGGAACUUGGAUGUGGAAAGAGUUAUAUUCAAUGGGGUCAUUUGCAACGUCAUAUGAUAAGCCAUACCGGUGAACUUCCGUACAAAUGCAACGAACCCGGAUGCGAGUUGAACUUUCUUCGAUCGUAUGAAUUAAAAGAACAUAUAACAUCUCAUACCGGAGAACCAUCUAAUGAUAAUGAUUCGAAUCCUACAUUAUAUAAUGAAAAGGGUAAUGAUUUGUCACACAACAUGGGAGAGGAAUCCUUUAUGGUGGAUUAUAGUGACUCAGAAAUUGAAACCAUAGUAGAUGAUGUCAGUAGUGAUACGAUCGAUUCUGAUGAGUUGGAUAUCGAAUUCGAUAGAGAUGAGAGUAAUAACGUUGAUACAGGAAUUGAUGACCUCGCGAAAGAUUCAGGGCUAUUGCAGCAAAAGAAAUAUAGAUGUGACCAAGCUGGUUGUAGAAGAAAAUUUUCUUCUAUUUCCAUGUUUCAGCAUCAUCAAAAAAUGCAUUCAAGAGAGAAACGUUAUACGUGCAAUGAACCUCUUUGUGAAAAGCGAUUCUCUCUGAAAAGUUAUUUGAAAAUUCACAUGAGAACUCAUACCGGUGAAAAGCCAUAUAAAUGUAAGGUAUUGGGUUGCGGAAAGAGCUAUGGUAGAUCUAGUCAUUUAUCGGAUCAUAUGAGAAAACAUACCGGAGAACGCCCGUACGCAUGUUAUUAUGCUGGAUGUGAUAAAAGAUAUUCCCGAUCCGGUCAUUUAAUAGAUCAUGUGAGAACUCAUACCGGUGAGCGUCCAUACAAAUGUACUGCGCUGGGAUGCGGGAAGAGCUUCACUCAAUCCGGUCAUUUUACUCGGCACAUGAAAAAUCAUGAUGAAAAGGUUUCAAUCGCAUGCGAUCAACCUGACUGUGAAUAUCCUCAAUCAAAUUCUUUAAAGAAGAAGAAGCACACGAGAACCCAUAUCGACGGGAUUUGUUCUCCCGGUAAAGAUAACAAAUCAUUUGAAUGCAAGGAACCAGGAUGCGGCAAGAAUUUUUCUAAACUUUAUAACCUAACGCGUCAUAUGAAAGUUCACACUGGUGAAAAACCGUAUAAAUGUGAUGAACCUGGUUGUGAAAAAAGAUAUGCUCAAUCCGAUCAUCUAAAAGAUCAUAAAAGAAUUCACACUGGUGAACGACCAUACAAAUGUAACGAGUGUGAGAAAAGCUUUACUCGAUCAUACUAUUUAAAAGAUCACAAGAGAAUCCAUACUGGUGAACGUCCGUACAAAUGUGAUGAAUGUGGGAAGAGUUUUCCUCGGUCUAAUUAUUUGGCAAAUCACAAGUUAAUUCAUAUUAGCGAAAAGCCGCAUAAAUGUAAAGAACCUGGUUGCGAAAGGAGUUUUAUUCGAGCGGAUCAUCUAAAGUAUCAUAUGAGCAACCAUACAGGAGAACGCCCACACGAAUGUGAAGUACCCGAAUGUGGAAAAAGGUUCUCUCGAUUACAAUCCUUGUUGAGACAUAAAAGGAUUCAUACUGUGAAAUGCGACGGGAGUGUUUGA